AUGGCGGAUACCCCCGAUGGUGUCGGUUUGAACGGCGCUGGUGCUGACAUCGGCGUCGGUACGGACGUUGGCAUCGGUGCUGACGUUGGCGUCGGCGAGUAUCCCGGUGGUGUCGUGUAUCCGGGCACCGUCGAUGUGACUGGCAACCCUACAGUCGGCGCUCAUGAUGUCAACGUGAAGACCGGCGGGGGCAACGGCGGCUCGAGCGAGACUGUGACUGUGACGAACGGCGAUGGCACCAGUACCGGAACGGCCUCCACUAGCACGGGUGCAGGUGGCGCAUCGACGAGUGCUUCUGCGAGCGCUUCUGCAACUGCCACUGCCAGUGCAACUGCUGGGGCGAAGACCGGGACAAGCGACACUUCUCAGAACGUGUACCGCAAGCUUCGCUUGGAGAAGUGA
Molecule: messenger RNA, 402 nt
Organism: Peronospora matthiolae
Lineage: Eukaryota; Oomycota; Peronosporomycetes; Peronosporales; Peronosporaceae
Source: the annotation of a GenBank genome assembly